Molecule: messenger RNA, 2462 nt
Organism: Cuscuta campestris
Lineage: Eukaryota; Viridiplantae; Streptophyta; Magnoliopsida; Solanales; Convolvulaceae
Source: the annotation of a GenBank genome assembly
GAACAGCCACUGCCCACUCACAAGAACCAAGAUCAAUUCUAGAGAGAGAGAGAGAGUGAUUCCGUAUUGGGAUAACCGGGCCUACAACCGGAAAUCGGGACGAUUCACUGUUUGGAUUGGAUAAUUUUCGCUGUUUGAUUUCCCAUCCGAAUUCGUCGCUCCGUCUUCGUAUCUCACAGGGGAGAAUUAUUUGAGAUUUCGCCGGAGUUUUUUUAGCGGUUAAAUAAGGUCCCGAAUGCGGAACACAUCGUCGCCGGUGCGGAUCUAAAAGGAGGAGUUGAAGAAAUAACGCAUCUGAAUCGUCAAAUUCUGUUGAAUUUCGGAGAUUUGUCGAAUACCAGACGGUCGAAGACGGCGAUGGAGUUGCCUCAGCCGCGAGCUUUCGGAACAGAUGGAAGAUCGGCUACCACGCAUGACUUCCUUUCUCUAUAUUCGCCUACGGAGCAGGAUCCUAGACCCGGACAAGGAAAUUUCCUUAGAACUCAUGACUUCUUGCAACCAUUGGAAGAGAAAGUUGUUGGGAAGGAAGAAAGAAAAGUUAAAGUUGUAGAAAAGCCUUCAAUGCUGCCUCAUCUUCCAUCCAUGCAGCAGCAUAGUAACCUUCCUGGUGGGAUUGGAACUUUUAGCAUUUCUCAUUUGCAAGGGGUUCCAAAGCCAGAAGGCAGCAUAUUCUCUAUGGCACACCCAAGUACUACUGAUGUAAACGACGAGAACUCAAACUCCAGUUCUUAUACUGGGAGUGGAUUCACCUUGUGGGAUGAAUCUGUUGUGAGCAAGGGAAAGACGGGGAAGGAGAAUACUUUGGUAGAGAGACGCGUUCUCGGAGGCGUUAACGGUGUAGAACAGCAGCGCACGGUGAUGGAAUGGCCAUCAGUAUCAUCAUCCAACCAUAGGCAUAGCACGGCAACAAUUAGUUCCUUGUCUUCCCCACCACAAUUGACUGCUCAAAACAACAGAAGUUUCUUAAAUAUGUUAGCCUCGGCUAGAAGUGCUCAAGACGAGGAUGAUGUAGAAGAAGAUGAAGGGUUUGCAAUCAAGAAAGAGCCGUCACCUCUACCACAAGGAGACCUAUCAGGUAAAACUCUUGGAAAAUUUAAUAAUCAGAAGCCCAAUACUCCGCGCUCUAAACACUCAGCAACAGAACAACGUCGAAGGAGCAAGAUAAAUGACAGAUUUCAGAUGUUGAGGGGCAUCAUCCCACACAGUGACCAAAAGAGAGACAAGGCAUCAUUCUUAUUGGAGGUCAUUGAGUACAUUCAGUUUCUACAAGAGAAGGUACAGAAGUAUGAAGGAUCAUACCAAGGCUGGGAACACGAACCCACAAAGUUUCCAUGGAACAAGAGUCAAACAGGUGCGCAAUGUUUCAUUAACCAUCCGCAUAUAACGAACAAUGGGUCUGAUCCAGCCCUAAUGUUUGCUUCAAGAUAUGCGGAGACUAAACCUGUACUACCUCUCAUCAAUGGACAGAAAGUCGAACCAGAAGCAAGGACGUGUUUGGUAAAAGAUGUAACUACUAAUCAUCACCAAUCCGUGCCUCUACCAUUCAAUCCAAACAUGUCUCAUCAUUGCGGGACCAGUAGCAUAGCGGCAUCCCAAACAUUUCCCAAACUGGCAUCGGAUAAAGAUAAACCGAUUUUCCAGCAUCAAUCUCCUUCUCUACCUAACCACGCCAUUUUGGGCGACGGACCAAAAGAUCAAAACCCAAGUAUAGAGAGCGGCACAAUCAGCAUUUCAAGCAUCUAUUCACAAGGGUAAGAAUUCUUCUCAUUUUCCAAGAGUUUCAUACACCUCUCUUCUUGCGUAACAACGCCCCCCUAUUUUGUAGUACUCUAGGACUCUGUUCUUUUGGGUAGAAUCAGCAUCUAAUAUGUAUUUGUAAGACAGUGUUGUACUAGAGUUGAAACAUGUUUGUUUAAGGAAUCUAAAUUGUACUGCCAAUUUCCAUCAGGUUGUUGAGUAGUCUCACGCAUGCCCUUCAGAGUGCUGGUGUGGACCUUUCCCAAGCCUGCAUCUCAGUGCAUGUUGAUCUUGGGAAAAGACCAAACGGUCGAUUAAACUCUCCUUCCACGAUCAAGGGAGACGAUGUUUCCACAAGCAAUGAACCGAUACUACGCUCCACAGUUACAAAUGCGGGGGAGGAAACCGGGCAAGCCAGGAAAAGGAUAAAACCCAGCAGAAACUAAUAAUAAACCCACAACAAAUCUAUAAGCUAAGCAUUCAUUCAUUCUGUAAUUGGUUUAUUCAUAAUUUUUUUUAGUUUCACGAUUUUUUUUUUGGGGGGGGGGGUUCUCCUUAGCUAUUUAUUUCCCCUUCAUUUCAUUGGGAUUUACUCUAGAAAUGCUGGCAUUCCGUACAUAGCAAAUCAAGAAUAUGCUCAAACAAUGUCAGGAUUCACGAACCCACUGUACAUGUAAUGAGUAUAUAUGUAAUGUGCUAUCCAUUGAUACCUUUUAAGUCUAUAU